Molecule: messenger RNA, 1219 nt
Organism: Colossoma macropomum (tambaqui)
Lineage: Eukaryota; Metazoa; Chordata; Actinopteri; Characiformes; Serrasalmidae
Product: cerebellin-2-like
Exons: 8
Coding region: 404-1219 (271 amino acids)
Molecular function (GO): protein binding
Source: RefSeq, a predicted model, not a curated record
CUGAGUGGGGGUGUAACUGUAUUGGAGCUGUGUACAUUAUUAAAUGGACACAGUCUGUUGUAAUGUCAAAUGAUUUGAAUCUCAGUGGAGUUUAAGGUGGUUUAAUGAUGAGCACAGAGGCCUGUGGAGAUGCUCUGCGUUCAUAUGUGGUGAAAUAUUAACGGCAGGAAAUAAAGCUGUUGUUUAGGGAUGACACAGCUUUGUGUGAGGACCUUUAUCAGUUUACCACUCUGACUCUGCACUGCACUCUCACAGUGACCUGAGGAGCUGCUCCACUCUUCACUGACCCACGCUUUAGACGGAUGCUGCUGCAUUUCGUACGAGUUGUAAGGAAUGUAUUGCGACAUCCACUGAGAAAUAUCUGACGCACAGCUGAGAGGAGAAGCUCACACACUGUGCAGAGAUGAUGGUGAAGGUGGUGCUGCAGGGGGCGGCUGUACUGGCCUGGUUAUUGAGCUCAGCAGCUCUGGGUGUGGUCAGUGGGCGGACUGUCCGAGCUGCUGCUGAUGACGAUGUUGAGGUUUUGACUGAAGCUCUGAUGGACGUCUUCAAGCAGUUAAAGUCCAUUAAAACACAGCUGGAAAACCUCAAAACAGAAAAUAAAGCUUUGAAGACGGAGCUGGAAGUUUACGUCUCCAAACAACAGUCAGUCCUUCAACAGGUGCAGGAGAUCCAACAGCACAGCAGUGAUUUGGACGCCAAGAUUGCAUCAGCUGCCUCCAAACAGGACCUGCAGUCAGUUGUACAGAAGGUGGACGAGCUGAAAACGAAGGGAGAUGAGCCAAAAGUGGCCUUUUCAGCCACACUUUCAAACCUAGAAAAUAGUAACAAAUUCUUUACGUCAACGGAAGGACUCACUCUGGCCUACACAAACGCUUUCACCAACAUCGGCAACGCAUAUGACCCGAAUACAGGUAUCUUCACUGCCCCUGUGAAAGGAGUCUAUUUCUUCAGCUUUUCUGUCUUCAACCCGUAUGACUACUCAAGUUCAGCCCCACAGGUUGGAACUGGAGUUGCCCUGAUGAAAAACGAUGCCCGUAUCCUCUCAGUGACCGAUAACCCUCCAGGGGUAGACACAGAGGACACUGGGGCGGGGUCAGCCUGUCUCCUGUUGAAUAAAGGAGACCAGGUGUAUCUGAGGCUCUUGAACAAUCGCAAGAUUUAUACAGAUGGAAACAAACGAAACACUUUCAGUGGCCACCUCGUCUUCGCAAUGUAG